AUGAAUGGACGUUUGUGACAAUUUCAAAUAAUAAAAUUUUUCAUUACUAUAGUGAUAACAUAUCUAGUUUUAACUGUAUAUAUUAGUGUUAAAUAUACGUGUUUAAGUUCUAAACUAAUUACUUUAAAAGUCAUGACCUGAACGGUCACGGUUGAAGAACACUCCAAGACAGGAAUUAUUCUUUGAAGCACACUUCUUAAGAAACCGGGGGAACAUUUACGCUUAAACGAUGGAGUCGCCUAAAAUCGUAUACAAAUAUUACUCAAACCCAGCUUUCUGUGCACAAAGCGAAGUUUUGUUCGCACAGAAAUCAUGUGUAACGAAGAUCGUAUCACCAAACAGGCAGAGGAUGCCGCCAUUAGGUGCCAACUCGCCAAGAAAACAUACAGAAGUAAACAAUAGAAUAGUUAGAACUGAUAUAUCUGAUAAUCCAUUAAGAAUGUCACCGGCCGGUCGUAACAGAGACGAACCUCCGGAAUUACCGCCUAAACCAAUUAAAUUUCAAUCCAGAAACUUCUAUAGACAAUCAUCUUUAAUGUACAAACCGACACGUUCGACAGUCAGAUGCAGAACAAGAAGUGAAGACUUAGAAAUGGCAGAAUUUAGACAAAGGAGGAAUACAAAAUACGAUAGAAACGCUGAAAGCGAUGAUGGAUUAGAAGAUAGCAGGUAUAAGCAUAGAUACGAAGUUAUACCAGACGAUAUUGACGAUUUAAUUGAUUAUUCUCCAACGAAGAAGAGAAUAGUUGAAGCAGAUGCAGCAGAGGUUAUAGAAUAUAACGUAGAUGGACCUGAUGACAACGAAUUGAAAGAGAUACCUACAGAAAUUGUUAAAACCGUCAAUGGGAAGACGCACAGAUAUGCUAUUGUUCCGUCGGACGACGAGGAGCUUGUUAGGAAGAAUAAUGUUACCUUUUCUUCUCCAAUGAUGUCAAGAAAGGAUUUAAUAGCAACGCAGAAGCUACACGAGCUAUUAUCAACGCCGAGGAAGUUAAAGAGCUAUGCCAGUCAGCCAUCAGUUAGAAUUACGCCCAAUAAAUCAUCAGACAGUCCAAAUAGAUAUGUGGGAACACCGAAGAAGAUCAUCGCUAGUACGCCUACCAAAGGAGUCUCUUCCUCUAAAUCCUGUGCGAAUUUGGCUUCUAGAAGUUUAGCAACGUCGCCAAUUUCACCUAAAGCUCAGCAGAAAUUGAAUUACGGAUUGUCAGAUGAAUUUAAUAGGUCGGAUGUAUUUGUGACAAGUUUUAGAGAGAAGAGUCAUGAUAGAAGUUUAGAUUUUGAUAGAAGAAAUAGUAAUAGAGAUAGUAGAAGAACGAGGGAGCCGAAGAAGGAUAGAACAACUGCUGUUAUAAUGCCCAGGGUUGCACCGGCUCCUGAAUCGAUAUAUUCAGAUGAUACAUACAAAUCAAUCAAUAACUUGAAGACAAUCAAUGCUGCUACUGCCUCUUUGACCAUUGCUGCACUGAUGCUGACUUUAUGCGGUGGUCUGACUACUGGGCUCAGUUUCUACAUGAUGUAUGCUAUGGGUCGUCGAUACUAUCUGGACUUUGGUGUUCUGGCUGGUUUCACCUGCUUCCUGCUGGGUCUACUCGGCUUCAGAUCUAGGAGGCAACAGCUGUUGCCUAACAGGAAUUAUGUUUCUGGGUAUAUAGUUCUCUCGACGUUCUCUCUGCUCAGUGCCUUCGGACUCCUCAUUCUUCUGACCGUUCAACCUCAGCCUGGCUCUCCAGUCAAUGAUAUCACGUCAGGAGCUGUUUGUGGAGUCAGCAUAUUGUCUCUUGGUCUCGCCUCCAUUGGGGUAUUAGCCUCGUAUUGCUGUGCGAGAGAUCCCCCUGACAAUCGAGUGGGGACUGCAACGUGGUAUUAAGGUUCUAUGAUCAAUUUGUAUAUGUUGAUUUUGUGUAAAGUUAUUUGUAUGAGUAACUUUUUUUUAUAUACCAUGUAGGUGGCAAAUAAGCAUUCGGUCCAUCUGAUGGUAAACUGUAACCAUAGCCUAUAGUGACUCUUAAGAAAGCUUAAUAUACCCUUCUAGAAACCCUAUGCUGAAGUCUCUAGAGAAAACCUCGGCAGGUAGUUCAUUCCACA
Molecule: messenger RNA, 2085 nt
Organism: Achroia grisella
Lineage: Eukaryota; Metazoa; Arthropoda; Insecta; Lepidoptera; Pyralidae
Gene: spdo
Exons: 4
Coding region: 230-1867 (545 amino acids)
Source: RefSeq, a predicted model, not a curated record